Messenger RNA from Penicillium riverlandense, 918 nucleotides. RefSeq lists its product as uncharacterized. Bases 1 to 918 code for a protein of 305 amino acids. Gene Ontology annotation, biological process: transmembrane transport. The record is from RefSeq and is a predicted model, not a curated record. Lineage: Eukaryota; Fungi; Ascomycota; Eurotiomycetes; Eurotiales; Aspergillaceae. Gene Ontology annotation, molecular function: transmembrane transporter activity. The transcript is spliced from 3 exons.
AUGUCUUCGACCCUUCCCAACAGUAGUACCGGCAGCAAUACCAUGUGGCCUUCCGGUACAUUAUGCCUUGCGGAUGUAACUUCGCCCGAUGGAGAAACCAUCAUUUUGCAACCACGACCCUCAGAUGAUCCGGGAUUAGUCUGUUUUUAUGUUGCUAGGGUUGCAGAGGUUAUUAGCGCCAAUACGCCAACAUGGGGUCCCUUGGAGACAGAGCUCGGUUUUACCAGCGAGAUAUUGAAUGACAGUUAUGCUGCUGGCUGUGCUGCUUUAGGAGUCGGCUCUGUCAUCCCGAUUCCUUUUGCGCUCAAGUUUGGCCGUCGACUGGUGUAUCUAUUCAGUACAGUGGUUCAGUUUGCUGUCUGCAUUUGGUCCGCUAAGAUGCAAACUGUGGGAGACCUAAUGGGAAUCAAUGUAAAUACAAUUCUGGCGGAGGCCAUCGUCCAAAUGACCAUUGCGGAUCUUUUUUUCGUGCACCAACGAGGAAAAAUGAAUGUCCUUUAUGUCUGGACGUGGCUUCUCUCUACUUGCAUGGGUAUACUGGUUGCCGGUUUUGUUGCCAGUGGUCUCGGUUGGAGAUGGAUAUGGUGGUUAAAUGCUAUCGUCUUUGGUGUGACUAUUUUUGUUGUCGGAUUCGGAUACGAAGAGACUAAAUUUUGCCCGACUGUUUCCCUCACUACUACAGAUGUGCCACUGAACACCACGAGCGAAAACCGGUCGAUUGCUUCCAAACCACAAGACCAAGACACCAAGAAAGACGAAUCGGAGAAGCUUGAGGGCAAGCCGUCCGCCAAAAUGAAGCAAAUAUAUGCGGAACAAGGAGUCACAGACCUAGCCUCAAUUAAAACAGCAAAUAAAAACCCGACCGACAACGUCACUGCUCUCACAAUCAACUCAAAUAUCCCCAUGAAGACAUAUUGA